Bemisia tabaci is the source of this 2826-nucleotide messenger RNA. It is a transcript of the gene Trmt6, whose product is annotated as tRNA methyltransferase 6 non-catalytic subunit. The record is from RefSeq and is a predicted model, not a curated record. Gene Ontology annotation, biological process: tRNA methylation. Gene Ontology annotation, cellular component: nucleus; tRNA (m1A) methyltransferase complex. NCBI's taxonomy places the organism in Eukaryota, Metazoa, Arthropoda, Insecta, Hemiptera, Aleyrodidae.
GUUUUCUGUUACUGUUUACCAUGUGGCUCUUAUCACAGCCAGAACUUCAGUCGGAGACAUGCUUGCAUUUGUGUUUUUUAAACGGAUUUGUCAUUUAAUUAACUUGGAUCUCGCUGAGUGCCAUUCUUUAAAACCGUUAGUGUUGUCCCAUUUAUUCCCUACGUGAAAAAUCCUGGUAAUUGUCUUCAUUUUGAUAAUCUUUCAUCCAUCAAGUAGUCGCAGUGUUAUAUCUUAUCCCCCAUGCAAUGGAACCUUCCCAAGAUCAAUCCACUAUAAAACUUGGGGAAUACAUUGUUCUCCAAAAGGGGAAUUUCAUGAAGAUACAUCAGCUAUCUAAAAAUAGCUGCGUUAUGCUUGGUAGGGACAAGAUUGAUUUAACAAGUAUUAUAGGUCAUAAGUUUUGGACCAAUUUCAAAAUGGUUCAUAAGAAGGGGUCCAAACGCGAGUUUGAACUUAUUGUCUGUGAUAAAAGUGAAAGCUUAUUAAAUCUAAUCGAUAAAGACGUUCGUGGCACUGAUAACCGUGACAUUUGGGAUGACGGUAGCUCACAGUUAAUGUCAGCUGAUGAAAUUUUCAAACUACGGGACAGAGGCUGCUCAGGCCAAGAUAUCGUAGGACAAUUACUUGAGAAUAGCAAAACUUUUCACUGCAAAACUGAAUAUUCACAGCAGAAAUACCUGAAAAAGAAAGAGAAAAAAUACUUCGAGUAUGUGGUUGUGCUACGACCAAAUAUUAGAGUAAUAGCUCAAAUUUUGUUUAGCAAAGAUCCUCAGAAAGUAUUGAACUUGAGGUCAGAUACAUUGUCUCAAAUUGUAACUGCUGUGAAUUUACAACCUACGGGAAAGUAUCUUUUGUAUGAGAAUGGUUGUCAAGGACUUGUCACUGCUGUGGUUCUCAAUCAUCUUGGAGGUAAUGGCCGUUUGAUUCAUCUAUAUCCAAAUUUACAUUAUCAGAAACAUGCAGUUCUUGCAAUGAACUUUCAGCAAAAAGAUCUAGAUUCCUUUAUCAGUGUAAGACUGUCCUCAUUUCUUAAGAAAAUGUUCCCCGAUUCAAGCUGUAAAGUCAGUGGUCCCUCUGUUGGAAACUGCAAGCUCAUCGCUUGUGAAAAUUCAAAUGAUCCUCAGCUGGAAUCUUCUGGUGGUCUCUCUUCUUCUGAAGUUAUCAAUGGUGACGACACUCAUGAAUGUUGUGAACGUGAUAAAGAUAUCAGCCCAAGAAGAGGAUGUCUUAACACUGAUGAUACGGAGGUCUCUACUGAAGAAAUUGACCCUGCACAUGAACCUCAAACAAGACAGUUCAUUGAGACAAGUCAAUCGAGUCAAGAACAGAAAUUAGAAGACUCUGCUCUUAUUUCUGAUGGCUGCAAACGGAAAUCUUCCACUGAUGACAAUGAUGCACCCUCUAAGAAGUCAAAGUGGGAGCUAGAGGUAGAUAAAGCAGUAGACAUACUGUCAACUGUAAAAGCAGAUGGACUCAUAAUCAUUUGCAAAGAGUACCCAAUUCAUCUCAUCAACAGGCUAAUUAAGCUGGUAGCAUUUUCCAGGAACAUGGUUGUCUACUCCAUGUACCAAGAGCCCAUUGUCAAGCUGUUCUGCGAGUUGAAGUUACGAAAAGACGUGAUUGGAGUAAAAUUGACGGAAUCGUUUCUGCGGAAUUAUCAAGUCCUGCCUGAUCGAACUCAUCCCGAGAUUAAUAUGAGUAGUUCUGGGGGUUUUCUGCUGACCGCAACAGUUGUCAGUCCAGAGGACUGCCCAUCAUGAUUCAGGGUGUUUUAUCUGUUACUAUGUAAAUUUUCAAGAAGAUGUUUUUUUUAUCAUAAAUUUUACAAUUCCAUUCAAAAAUAUUGCUUUAGACACACAAUUUCGUUUCAACUUCAUUCGUUUUCAAAAUUUCAGUAAACUAAAAAAUAAUGCAUAUCAUUUGAAUUGUCGUGAAGAGUUCAUCUACUAUGUUCCUCUUAUCUUCGACAUGCAGCUAAUAAGUUACAAAAGAAUUUCUCCCGAAGUUUAAAAAAUUAAGUCCAGUCAGCAUUUUCAUUUUGAGGACUGUUUUUCUAAAUAAACGUGACAAUUAUCUCUUGACUGAUUAGUCUUAUCCAAAAAAUUAUUUGAGUAAGUAAGUUGUAUUUCAUAUCAAUAUUUCAAACGGAGUCAUUGGUUUUGUACUGAACUUCAUCAACUUUGAUUCUUAAAGGAAGGAGAAAAAAGUCCAUUAAGAAUUUCCAAAUUUCUUUUGCAACUGCAAAUGUCACGCUUCUGAUUUUUAGGUCAAACCUGAACUGAGUAUUGAGAAGCACUUAGAAUCAACUUUAUAUGGUUUCUUGUAACGCUAACAUAUUCAGCAUGAAAGAAGAAUUUACUUUUUAGAAAUUUGGGAAGGUUCUGAGCUAAGUCGUUCUCACAGAACAAUGUAAGAGUACCACAAAAUGGUUUUGAUUAAUGCAAAGAAUUGAAUUGGAAAUAUGUAUUGUUCAAUCAACUUUAGAUAUUCUGUACAUAAAAUGACUGAAAAGCAAGUUGCGAGUUUGUCCAGUUAUUAUCCUUAGGGAGGAAAGGGGAUACAGGAAAAAAGUAACAAAUUUUACUCCAAACUAAGUAUGAAAAGAAAAAAUGUAAUAAGAAAAAUCCAUGAAUUACAAAUUGAAAAACCUACACUUACGAUUAGAAACACUAUCACAACUGAUGUGUGUAUUCAUUGAAUACCUCAAUAUUUAUGUCUGCAUAGUUUACAACCGAAAGUUCACCCCUACUGGGGGGAUGUAAAAUUCUGUACGUAUCUCCUGAUGAUUUUUUACCUACUUCACCUUAAAAUACAGAACUCUGAGAU